Molecule: messenger RNA, 2505 nt
Organism: Piliocolobus tephrosceles (Ugandan red Colobus)
Lineage: Eukaryota; Metazoa; Chordata; Mammalia; Primates; Cercopithecidae
Product: E3 ubiquitin-protein ligase Topors-like
Biological process (GO): protein monoubiquitination; protein polyubiquitination
Molecular function (GO): ubiquitin protein ligase activity
Source: RefSeq, a predicted model, not a curated record
CUACAACCAAAUUAAUCCAGCAAGCUAAGGCUCAAAUGACUGCGGAUACCUCCAAACCCUCCAGGAGAGCUUGCAACAACUAAUCUGAGAGAGAAAAAGAAAAUCUAUGCCUGUAUCCCCAUUGCCUUAUCUACAUUGGGUUUUAUGAGCACAUUAUUAUUAAUUUGAGGAAUAGUUUGUUUCUUAACUUUAUUCUCCAUUUAUUCCAUGGAGAUAAAAUGUAUUAUGAAAACAUUAAUGGAGUGCUUUUAAAAGACAUUUUUCAUGGCAAGUGAGGAAUUGAUUUGAGCCAGUCUUUCUCGUAUUUGACUGUGAAAUAUAUAAUCCAAUAUAACAGCAAUGUCAUUAGAUCUCUCAUCUGACUGUGAGUGUCCUAAUUGUUCGGAGGGUCCUCAGAAUGAGUCUGAUUGGAACCCCUGUUCCCACGAGAGUGGUAAUGGCUCUUUACAUUCAAGAUCAAGGAAGAAAUCCAUGCUUUCUUCUAGCAUGCAGUACUUUCCUUCUCAGUGUUGUCCCACCAAGCCAGAGAGUGAUAACAAAGAAGACUCAGCAGUUCUUCCCUCAGAUGAGGAAAGCUAUGUGGGUUCUUCUCAAAACAAUCAUCCCAUUUGGAGCCUUGAGGAUAUCAAAAGGAAAAUCAAGCCAUUGACAGAGCGGACUAUCCAAGAGUUACUGAGAGAGUUUGGGGAUAGUGGGAAGUUCCAGCCAAACUCCAUGUCCCUGAGCUACUUUAGAGAUCAGGUGGUUAUGAAGUUCAGAAGAGCUCUGUAUUAUUCUGGAAUUUGGGUGACGCAUGUUCGAGGCUACAAACCUCAUAAGCACUUUACGGCUAAUUAUUUUAAAAGAAACCCUGGUUGCCUACACCGGCUGGUUCCAUGGCUGAACCGGGAACUAACAGCUGUUUAUGGAAAUUAUGGCUACACAGUGAAGAACAUCCUAACCACCAUCCUCCAUCACAUGACAGAAUAUGACUUGGACAGUGAGUCCUUCAUUCACCUCCUGGAACCUUAUCUCCUACAACACACUCACCAUUUCCUACAUGAGUUUAUUAGUUUUGUUCAUUCACCUUACAACAUGGAUACCUAUGACCAGCAAGCCAUCUAUCAAUGCUCUGCUGCUUCACCAUAUGUAAACAAGAAGCCCCUUGUAUCAGCUCUUGUUUCACCUCUGCCUAAGGAUCACACUCUACUGAUAUCUCGACAUAAUACAAAGCAAUCUAAAAACACUGAGGGUCAAUGGGAUAAAGAGGAGAGGCCCCUGUCAGGCUUGAAACAGUUUCCAAAUGGUAACUUUUCCUUGAAGAAAUCUGAAAUCCCACCAGUCUAUGAUGAAACAGUAAGCAAAAUCUAUGGUGGACUCAAAGACAAAGCAGAAUCAGGCGACCACAAAAGCACCAUUUCUAUGAAUAAUAUACUCCAGAAUUGGGAUACUCCAAGGGAAAGGUGCCCAGGCUUACUGAAUUGCAAAAAAAAAGUUCAAGAGAAAAAGACAGAAGGGAUAAAGUUGUUUCCUGAUCAUGUCCACGAUCUGGGAAAGAGUGACACAACCACACAAACCUUCAGUACCCCCGCAAUUUCUAAUCAGGUUCAUCCACAGAAAUAUAGUUUAAGAGAAAGAAAGGGUUUGAGCCUUGGCCAGAAGAUAAACUUUCAGAAAGAAGAAGAAGAAAAUAACAAAUACUCACAUCCUUCACCAAAGACCUUUCAAAGACUGUCCAGAGAAAGAUCCUUGAAAAGUUGCAAAUCCAGAGAGAGAGACCCCUCUUGGAGUUGCAUUUCAGAAAAUGCCUUUUCUCCUGAGAGAGAUGGCAGGAAACUGAGUUCUUUCAGAAAAAAGAGGAUGAAGUGUAGACAACUCUCCCAAUCUGUAGAAAUUGGUUCACACUCCAGGAGAAGAAUCCAAAGAUGAUCAAGGUCCAAUACUCACAGAUCCAAAUCCUGGUGUGUUGGAUCUAGAAAGAGAUCUGCAAGCAGAGAAUCGAGUAAUCUCUCUCUGAGAGGAAGUCACAGAAGUGAACACUUCACCCAGAAUAUAUGCUGUGAGCCCUCAAAAGAAAAGCAUGCACACGGCAAUGAAUCAAACUAUGGGAGGCCAUCUUCAACCACAGUCCAAUACGUGAAGCUUUCUUCAACUGCUGGGAAGAGACCCAAGUGUCCUUCUAAAAGUGAAGGUGCUUCCCAAGCAGGAAGACACUGUAACAGUGCCACAUGCCUACAUCUCCAGGAAUACAGAUCCCCAAGUAAACAGGAGAUAAAGCAAGAAACUACAUUUCCUAGAGCUGGAAGAACCAGAGCAGCUAGGCACAGAAAAACCAAAUGCCAUUAUUCAGACAUACACAUCACAGAGGAUGUCAAUGAUGAACUGGUCACGGAUGAUAUAAGCCAAAUGAGUGGUCUGAGUGUUCACCCUCCUGCAGGAGGCAAAUCCACAAAACAGCAUUUGAAUCUUCAGAAUAUUCACUGGGUCAAGGAAGAAUACAAAAGAAACACACUAUCAGAAACAUAG